Messenger RNA from Pelobates cultripes (western spadefoot toad), 411 nucleotides. Lineage: Eukaryota; Metazoa; Chordata; Amphibia; Anura; Pelobatidae. The record is from the annotation of a GenBank genome assembly.
AUGAGGUGGGGAAAUAAAAAAUCAAAGCCGGACAAACCCCCUUCUAUGGCGGACAUCGGAAAACUACUGCGGAGGCCCCAAAACUUCCAGAGGCCUGACAUGGCGCCACAACCGGAGGACCUGUACCACUCGUUCAGCGAGGCCACCGAGUCGGAGGAGGAAGACUAUGGCACUGGAGUGGUGAGCAGACCGAUCCAAUCACCCACAAAACCUAGCCUCACUGAGGAGAAGCUCAAGGUCAUGCUGGGAGAGCUGCGCUGCAACAUAGCCAACAUCGGAGUCUUCCGCGACGAGAUCAGCGGAGUGGUGGCCCGCCUGCAAAAGCACAAGAAUCGCACAAGAAUCCCGUCUGGCAUCGGUGGAACAACAAAUUCUCAUCCUGCAAAAGACACAGAAACAACACCAACAUAG